Endocarpon pusillum Z07020 is the source of this 1614-nucleotide messenger RNA. RefSeq lists its product as uncharacterized. Gene Ontology annotation, biological process: siderophore biosynthetic process. The record is from RefSeq and is a predicted model, not a curated record. Lineage: Eukaryota; Fungi; Ascomycota; Eurotiomycetes; Verrucariales; Verrucariaceae. The coding region runs from base 1 to 1614 and encodes 537 amino acids. The transcript is spliced from 2 exons.
AUGGUGGCACAGUCUGUGCAUCUGCCAAAUGGACAAACACUUUCAGUAAGUCCUGUAUUUGGUGGAUACACCUUCAGAUCAAACCAGCUCGACCUACAUCAUUCAGCUUUCCCACCCGGGUGGACUGUUAUACUGGAAACUGAAGAUGAGAUCGACGAGACGGAUGAGCGCCUGCGCAGACGCAGCAAGAUGUCAUUGUACCGCGAUGGAACAGAUGAAUCCUCCUCAAAGCACACCAUUACACACCGCUUCACACGGCCAACACUCCAAAAUGACUCCCUGUUUCUGUCUUCGAUCUCCAUACCCUCAAAUUCCGAUUUCAAAAUGAGCCAUUCGCCCACCAGACAGAUAGCUCUGAUGCUCUGGUCAACGUUGUACUGGUACUUUCACAAAGAGCCACCAAGUCCACACGUUAUGACCGAAGCAUCAUCUCUCACGCCGGAGGCUGGUAGGCCAAAAGCUGAUUGGCGGAUAAGAAUCAAACGAGAAGGUAUUCUGAAAGGCAAGAAUCUGAUGCAGAAGCUGGAGCGCAUGGGCUUGGUAGCCAGCGAGGAUUCCUCCGUAGGCACGGACACCAAUAUCAAAGACCCAGCCGGCUGGAAUGAGAUUUUCGUAAGCAGACGAUCAUUCUGGCAGAUUGAUCCACGGAUCUUUCUUUUCACUCUCUCGCCUGUCAACCAUUCACCUGUCCCGGCCGCCUCCCCAUUUCCGUCAAGGCCGACCUCACCUGCGAGAGAUGGCCAGGGCUCACCACGUAAUGAGACGGCAUCAUCCUAUUCUGAUGGGCCUACUGCAGGUAUCUCUUCGCCCGGGGGCCCGUUCAACUCUAGCAGCAAUUUACCUACCUACUAUCCUCCUCCGCCGACUCAAUUCAUCUUUUCAAAUCACAUACGGCAUCCAAUUCGACCUAAACCACCGCGACAAGGGGAGACUUUCUACACACGCUACAUACCAAGCGUUGAUCAGUACCUGUCGUUCCGCAUUCCCACACUCUCAAAGAAACCCUGUCCACAAUUCAGCCCUAUGGGUGUAAGUGCACCAGGCGUGCUCCCGUCGCACCCAGGCGCUGCUGCGGCCAUGACUUUGCCGACCCUGGCGAGCUUUGCCGAGCGCUCUUGUGACGUCGAUAUUCUGCACAAGUGGAUGAAUGAGCCUCGGGUGAACGCGGCAUGGGGCUGUGCAGGUCCAGUAUACACGCAGCAGAAGUUUCUGGAGGAUGGAAUGUCAAGCACGCAUUCCUUCCCUGCUUUCGGCUGCUGGGACGGCAAGCCCUUUGGAUAUUUUGAGAUCUACUGGGUUAAAGAGGACAAGCUUGGCAGACUUCUUGGCGGCCAUGUUGGGGAUUACGUACGAGGCAUUCAUGUGUUGGUGGGAGAGCAAGAGUACAGAGGAGCGCAUCGAGUCAAAAUCUGGUUGGAUGCGCUUGUCCACUACUGCUGGUUGGCUGAUCCGCGAACGGAGACAGUAAUGCUGGAGCCUAGGGUGGACAAUGAUAAGUUUAUAAACUACCUCAAAGGCUCCGGCUUUUACAAGCAGAGCGAAGUGACGUUUCCGCACAAGCAGUCAGCGGUCAUGAAGAUUGACCGUGAAGCCUGGGAAGCACCCACCCUAUGA